This is a messenger RNA of Dreissena polymorpha, 1623 nucleotides long. RefSeq names its product multiple epidermal growth factor-like domains protein 10. NCBI's taxonomy places the organism in Eukaryota, Metazoa, Mollusca, Bivalvia, Myida, Dreissenidae. The coding region runs from base 1 to 1275 and encodes 424 amino acids. Gene Ontology annotation, molecular function: scavenger receptor activity. The transcript is spliced from 14 exons. The record is from RefSeq and is a predicted model, not a curated record.
AUGGAACCUAUGGCCCUAAUUGUGAAAACAGAUGUCAUUGUCUGGAAGGACCUUGUGACACGAUAUAUGGUAUCUGUGGGUCAGGAUGUCAAAUGUGACAACGGAUCGUAUGGUCUUCGAUGUCAGAACAAGUGUGGUAAUUGUCAGAACAAGGUGGCCUGUAACAAGGUUUCCGGCGUCUGCCCAGGGGAAUGUGAACCCGGAUAUAAAGGGACGAUGUGCACAGACGAAUGCGACAACGGAUGGUACGGACAGGGCUGUCUGACCGGAUGCGGUCAUUGCCUUAACAACGCUGCCUGUAAUAAGACUUCCGGUAUGUGUCCAACUGGAUGUACAACAGGAUAUAAAGAAUCGCUCUGCAUUGAUGAAUGCGACAACGGAUGGUACGGACAGGGCUGUCUGACCGGAUGCGGUCAUUGCCUUAACAACGCUGCCUGUAAUAAGACUUCCGGUGUGUGUCCAACUGGAUGUGCAACAGGAUAUAAAGGAUCGCUCUGCAUUGAUGAAUGCGACAACGGAUGGUACGGACAGGUCUGUCUGACCGGAUGCGGUCAUUGCCUUAACAACGCUGCCUGUAAUAAGACUUCCGGUGUGUGUCCAACUGGAUGUACAACAGGAUAUAAAGGAUCGCUCUGCAUUGAUGAAUGCGAAAACGAACGGUAUGGUCUUGCUUGUGAGAAAACCUGUGGUCAUUGUAAAAACAAGGUGCCAUGUAACAAACUGUCCGGCGUAUGCCCUGGGGAAUGUGAGCCCGGAUAUAACGGGACAAUGUGCAUUGAAGCAUGUGAUGACGGUUUCUUUGGAGACAAUUGUUCAGCAGCAUGUGGGAAAUGUAGUGGCGCGUGUCAUCAUAUAGACGGCAUAUGUUCACAAGGCUGUGAAAAAGGCUUUGAAGGCGAUCUUUGUAUGACACAACUGAUUCAGUCUGAGCUCAUAGGACCAGCUGUUGGUGGUUCGGUUGGGGUUGUUGUUGUAAUCGCAAUCGUCAUUGUAUCAAUUAUUGCAAUUAGAAGGAGGCGUUCAACACCAACAAAAAAAAACCAGUUCGACGACAUUCCUGUUGCAAUUCAGAAUAUUAAAGAUUCUAAAAUCGACCAAACGCCGACAACGUCAGAAACUAAACCUCUGAAAGGCCCAAAUAGAGCCAUUCCAAACGCAGUGUAUGCAAACACAGCGUCGCCAGAAGAAGACGGCCUUUACUACAACAGCGAACCACUACAUAGAGAACGUAAGCGUACUGAAAUAAGUCUCAUUGGUGUCGAAAAACUGCGAUAGUUCGUACGAGACAACUACCAGAACGAAAAUAUCUUCCAGCAAGAAUUCGAUAAAAUACCAUAUGGUCUUCAACAUCCGACGAUUGUAGCAUCUGCAGCAACAGGCAAAAAUAGAUACAAGGAGAUGUAUGCAUACGACCAUUCUCGAGUGAUUCUCAGAAGAAUCGCCGAUGAACCGAAUUCCGACUACAUCAACGCCUGCCAUGUUGAUGGCUACAUGGAAGAAAAAAAGUAUAUUGCGUCUCAAGGUCCGGUCAAUCCAAUGGUAGGCGAUUUUUGGAGAAUGGUGUGGGAACAAGACGUCUGUAUUAUUGUUAUGGUUACGAAACUCGUUGAAGAAGGAAAGGUG